UACUUUUCCCGCGGUUUCCGAGAGACCGCUCUGACUUUCAGGAGUCGCGAAAAUUUAGCCGGAUUUGUUGAGCGGGAAGGCGACCGCAGCCACGGACCUGCAAUAUACAUAUAUAUAUACAUAUAUAAACGACGUCACAUCUCCAACACAUUGGCACACGACGUAUCGACUAAUCGAACGUCGGCGCUUGAAUUGCGAGUCUCGUGGAUCGACGGCCGUCGACGGCAAGUCGAUGGUUGGAGGUCGGCGGGUGGUGGGAAGUGGCUGGCUCGACGUGACGGACCUUCGCAAACGUCUGCUGAUCGAAUUUGCCCGGCCGCGCUGCACGAGUCCCUUUUGGCGUCCCGUUAUGGCUUAACGGCGAGAUCGCGCGAGGAUGAGCAGAGCCGCGAGGCCCGCGGGCCCCUGCAGGGGCGGCCUGUACGUCGUCGAGGGCGAGGUAUGCCUCCUGGUGACGGCGAUGCGACGUGGUGCCCGAUGGUCGUCGCACUCCCACCAGGAUGACGAUCAGGACACUCUCAUGAAGGGCUUGAGCACCCUGAAGGAGGUGUUGAACGACCACCGGGAUCUAUCCCAGUUGGAGCCCGCAGUAUUUCUCACCCCCUUCCUGGAAAUCAUUAGAUCUGAAGAAACUACGGGGCCGGUGACUAGUCUAGCGCUAUCUGCCGUUAAUAAGAUAAUUUCUUACGGGCUUGUUGAUUCCAAUCAUCCUGCCGUAGCCACCUGCGUAGAGGCCAUAGCGGAUGCUGUCACGCACGCGAGGUUUGUGGGUGCCGAUGCGUCCGGCGACGGGGUGGUCCUCAUGAGAGUCCUGCAAGUUUUGAGAGCCCUCAUGCUGUCGCCCGCCGGCGAUUAUCUCUCAAACGAGAGUGUAUGCGAAAUUAUGCUGAGUUGCUUUAGGAUAUGUUUUGAGACACGACUUAGCGAAAUACUUAGAAAAACGGCGGAGCACUGUCUGCGGGAUAUGGUUCAACAUUUGUUCACCAGGUUACCUCAGUUCGUUGACGAUACCAGAAACGUGCCCAACAUGAAAAAAAUGAGAACAAACAGCAUAGAGAAUAGUCGUAGCAAGAAUCGCAAGCACAAAAGCUACGCGAAGCAAAAGUCCAAGUCUGUCACGGAUGACAUUGACGAGAAGGAGUCAAAUAUUUCGAGCGCAGUUGACAAAAUACGGGCCAACCACUUGGCCACCACACCUGUCUCACCAGUCGGCAAUAUCGUUGACAUGCAGGGCUCGUUAAAUCAUGGAAGCGUUGAUAAGAGUGAGGACGAAAAGAGCGAGAAGAACAAAGUUAACAUUAGCAAAGAUAGUACUAAAGAUGGAAACGAUUGUAUCAAAGCGGCAGAUAGUCAGGAGGCUAGUAAGAAACAGGAGAUCGAUAAAGACGGGAGCAAUAGAGACGUUAAGAGCGAGACAGAAACGACCGAGGCGAAUGACCCGCCUGAAAAUAUUGAUGUGGAGAACAAAGGUGCUGCUUUAGGUGAAAGUAAAAGCGUGGAGAAGGAAGAUGCGGCUGAUCGCAAGAUCACAGAUGAAUCCGAAUCUACCCUUAAGCAAUCCACCUCGGAAAAUCAAGGUGACGAGGAGAAAAGCAUCGAUUCAGCGCAAUCUCCGACUGGUAGCGUGGAAGACUUGUCGAUAGACGAAAAUGUGUCUAGGGCGUCUAAAGUGAAGGAGUCUGAGCAAGUCGAGGAGUAUGUGAACAGUCAAGGUGUCCGAUUUAUUCCGUUGCAACAGCGGGCGCCGUACGGCGCGUUGUGCGUUCGCGAAUUGUUCAGAUUUCUCAUUUCUCUAUGCAGUCCUCUUGACAAACAGAACAAUGAAAUUAUGACCCACUUGGGUCUUAGCUUAUUGCAAGUAGCGUUGGAGAUCGCAGCCGACGCUCUGUCUAAUUUCUCGUCUCUGCUUGCGCUCGCAAAGGACGACUUGUGUAAAAAUCUAAUCUUGCUACUUGGAACGGACAGAUUGUCGAUCCUCGGUGUAAAUCUUCAAGUAUCGUACUUGCUGUUUGAGUCGCAAAGGGAGCACCUAAAAUUUCAACUGGAACAUUAUUUAAUUAAAUUAAUGGAAAUAGUUGUCUCCGAAUCUAGUAGAAUAUCGUACGAGCAACGGGAAUUAGCGCUUGAGGCUGUAGUAAGAUUGUGGAGAAUACCCGGUUUGCCUGCUGAGUUAUAUUUAAAUUACGAUUGCGGACUUUACUCCACAAACUUGUACGAGGAACUUAUGAAAAUGUUUUCCAAGAAUGUUUCUUUGCCAAUGAUCACUGGUAUGCAUACCAUGCAACUGAUUUCUCUGGACGCCAUAAUAAUGCUGAUCGUCGGCAUGGAGAUUCGUUGCAAAGGCUGCAAGGAAUUGUGCAAGCCGUCGCGUCACGAGGCAUCGUCAAAUCUACCCACGCGUGAAGAUCUGCUCGCUAUAAAAUCGAACAAGCGGUGGUUGGUUCUCGGCACGGAAAAGUUCAACGAGAAUCCGCGGGAGGGUAUCGCAAAACUUACGGAGCACGGUCUGCUAGGUGGUACUCCAGGCCACUCGGAUCCUGAAAAGGUUGCGAAACUUCUAAGGGAGAAUCCUGGUUUGGAUAAGAAAGCGAUCGGCGAGUACAUCAGCAAGAAAGAAAACAAGAUCAUUCUCAAUUACUUCGUGCACAAUUUUGACUUGAGAAAUACCCGAAUCGAUCAGGCUCUGCGACUUUACUUGGAAUCGUUCAGAUUACCUGGGGAAGCCCCUCUUAUAUCUCUUCUACUCGAGAAAUUUGCCGAGCAUUGGCAUGAUAGCAAUGGUAGACCUUUCGCUUCGGCCGAUGCCGCCUUCACGUUAGCUUACGCGGUGAUCAUGUUAAAUGUCGAUCAACAUAAUUAUAACGUAAAGAGGCAAAACAAUCCCAUGACUGCCGACGAAUUUAAGAGAAAUUUGAAGAAAGUUAAUGGCGAUACCGAUUUCGAUCAGGAUAUGCUCGAUGAGAUAUAUACUUCAAUUAAAGGGGAGGAAAUCGUAAUGCCGGCCGAACAAACUGGGCUAGUAAAAGAAAAUUAUUUAUGGAAGGUUUUACUGAGAAGAGGCUUCGGGCUUGAAAGUGUAUACUUGAAAGUAGGUAAUUCCGGCGAGUUCAUCGAUAAGGACUUAGCUGAACAUGCGUGGGGUCCUAUUGUGAGUGCUCUUUGCCGGGCUUAUGAUAAAGCACCGGACAGAUCGUUGCAACUUAAAGUCGCUCAUACGUUCCUCAGUUGCGCGGCGAUCAGUGCUUACCAUAGCAUGUGCGGUGACUUGGAUACGCUCAUAGUGAGCCUCUGCAAGUUCACGGGUCUGAUAAUCGGAGGGAAAUCCGAGCAAGUGGUCUCACAUCUCGGCGGAAGUCCGAAGUCUCAAAUGGCCGCUUGCACCCUCUUCAAGAUCACGCGUCAACAUGGGAAUGCCUUGAGAGCGUCUUGGAAAAACAUCAUCGAUUGUUUGCAGUCGCUCUACGAGGCGAGAUUGUUGCCGAAAAAUCUUACGGAGGCGGAAGACUUCAUCCAUCCCUCCGGCAAAAUAUCUCUGCUUCGGGAACCGAUCACGCCCAAGAGUCCCCCGGGUGAUCAAGGGAUACUUUCCACCUUUUAUUCCUAUAUCGCUAUGGAUACGUCACGUCUGCCGCAUCCCCCCGAGGCGACGCGGAAGAAGGCUAUGGAGUUUAUUGCCAGUUGUUGUCUCAAGGAAAUCAUAGAAGAGAGUAAAUUCUUUCAGAGUGAAUCGCUCAAUUCUCUCGUUGGUGCUUUGGUGUCGGUGAAUCCUAACGAUGAAGAUAUAUCUAUAUUUCUCUUGGAACUAUUGCUAGAAGUAACUAUACAGAAUCGUGACAGAGUAACGUGCAUCUGGCCCGUGGUCCAGAGUCACUUGGAUCAUUUGUUAACGGUGGCGGCGCGCGAGAACCAUCCCUAUUUACUCGAGAGAGUGGCCGUGGGCAUGCUCAGAUUGGCAAUCAGGCUCUUACGCGGAGAGAAGUUUGCGUGUCUAUCUCCUCUACUACCUCUGACCCACUUGCCGUCCGCGACUACCGCGCCUUUGGCUCGACAGAUCGCCUACGGUUUGUUCGAGCUGCUGAAGACAGGCGCCGCGAACAUCAACAGCGCGGAGGACUGGAAGGUGGUGUUUAGUCUGCUGGAGUGCGCGGGUGCCGGUGCAUUGGCGCCUAAGCGCUCCAACACGGUCCUAGAUGAAACGGUGAACGCUCGGCCGUCGGUCUUGGACCCAAGACCUAUCAGUCCAGUGCCGGAAUGGGUGCUGGUGUCGCCAACUGGCACCGAGGCACCGCUUCCCGUGGCCGCCGACACGAUAGUGCUGGCUCGUGAUCUACAGCCGCACGACUCGGUGGCGUUCGUCAAGUGUUGCGAGAGCCUCAACUUCCUGGUUGACGAACGCGAUAUGGUGCACGUGACGCCCUUCAACUUCGAUCUGUGCGUCAAUUGCGUAAGAACGUUCGCCGAGGCGGUACUGCAGUGCGCAGGCAAGCGGAACAGAGUGUGCAACUCCGCGGAGGAGUCCGCCGGUUAUCAACAAAGCCCGGUACAGCUGCUGGACCUGAUGCACACGCUGCACACGAGAAUUGCACAGGUGUUCCGAUUGUGGGCGAAGAAAAAUAACAUCGACGAUAUUAUAGGUAUAUCCCUGUGGCCGCAAGCCUGGCGACCGCUGCUGCAAGGUAUCGCGCGACUCUGCUGCGACGCCCGCAGACCGGUGCGCACCGCGGCAAUCACGUGUCUUCAAAGCACCUUGCUGGCGUACGACUUGGCGCAGCUGUCCGCGAUAGAGUGGUCGCAAUGUCUGGAGGAGGUGUUAUUUCCGUUGCUGGCGCAAUUGCUGGGUCCGAUCGCAUCCAACGAUCCUAACGGCGUCGAGGAAACGAGAGUCAGGGCCGCGAUGUUGCUCUCCAAGGUGUUUCUUCAUCAUCUGACCCCACUGCUGACUCUACCCGGUUUCUUGCCGCUAUGGCUAACGGUGCUGGAACUUCUACGCGCGUACAUGCACGCCGACAAUAGCGAGCACUUGUUCGAGGCGAUCCCUGAAUCGUUGAAGAAUAUGCUGCUGGUGAUGUCGUCGGCCAAUAUUCUUGCGCCGAGCUCCAACCUCUGGGCGCCUACGUGGCGAGCGAUCGACGCGUUUCUACCGAAUCUGAAAGCGGAACUAUUCCCGGAGCCGCCCGUCGCGGUUCUACCGCCUUCGCAACCGUCGCCGCAACAGUCGCCGCAAGUUAUCAGCUUGGUCGGCCAACAGCAGCCACUGUCUUUCCCGGGGUCUAUAGCGCCGCAACCAGAUAGCGCUUUCUCUUCGGCUGACGUCGAGUACUCUAACGAGAAUAAUGCAGACACGAGGACCGCGACACAGCGCUUGGAUAUUCUAAAUUCUGCGCAAUCCGGUGGAGUUCCGGUUCCAUUACCGACAUUGAUGUACAACACCGAGGGCAAGGAGACGCAGCAGGUGAUCACUCUAGUUAGCCAACCGGCGCUCAGUGUAUCCAGUCCGGUCGCGGUGCAGCCAACAGCUCAGAGUCUCUUCGAUAUUUGCUACUCGGCGAACUCUCUGGCCGAGAAGAUGGACGAACGACAGCAGCACCAAGGACAGGAGCAACAGCAACAGCCGGUGCCGCCGAGUGAGGGCGAGCACAAUAAAUUGACGACGAGCGUGGCGCCGAACGUUAUUUUGACAGACGAGGAUCGCGAUUUGAUACUCGCGAUGAGAAAAUACGAGGAAUGGAAGCAACAGCAGGAGCAGCAACAAAUGCUGAUGCAGCAACAGUGCACGCAGCACGCGCAGCCGACGCAGUAUCAGCACCCGGCGACGGAAAAUUCUCCAUACCCCUUGGAUCCGCCUGAGACGAUGUCAGUAGAUCCCGCGGGGACGACGACGACGACGACGUUUAACUCCGCGGCGUAUUUUAGCGAGGAUCCGGCGGCGGAUCUCCUCUUCGUCGUCACUAAUCCUUGACCACUGUAUAUUUCUUAUGUAUAAAUUGUAUUAUAUAAAACAUUUCUACAA
Messenger RNA from Vollenhovia emeryi, 6010 nucleotides. It is a transcript of the gene garz, whose product is annotated as golgi-specific brefeldin A-resistance guanine nucleotide exchange factor 1. Gene Ontology annotation, biological process: regulation of ARF protein signal transduction. Gene Ontology annotation, molecular function: guanyl-nucleotide exchange factor activity. The transcript has 15 exons. The record is from RefSeq and is a predicted model, not a curated record. NCBI's taxonomy places the organism in Eukaryota, Metazoa, Arthropoda, Insecta, Hymenoptera, Formicidae. The coding region runs from base 377 to 5959 and encodes 1860 amino acids.